GCGGCCGGAGCGAGCCCGGGAGGCGAGCGGAGCCGCCAUGGCCGAGUUCCCGUCCAAAGUGAGCACCAGAACCAGCAGCCCCACGCAGGGCGCCGGCGCCUCGGUCUCGGCGCUGCGUCCCGACCCGGGCUUCGUGCGCUCCAGCCUCGGUGCGCUCAUGCUGCUGCAGCUGGUGCUGGGGCUACUGGUGUGGGCCCUGAUUGCCGACACCCCGUCCCACCUGUACCCGGCCUACGGCUGGGUGAUGUUCGUCGCUGUCUUCCUCUGGCUGGUGACAAUCGUCUUCUUCAUCAUCUACCUGUUUCAGCUGCACAUGAAGUUGUAUAUGGUGCCCUGGCCGCUGGUGUUAAUGAUAUUCAACGUGGGUGCCACGGUUCUCUACAUCACGGCCUUCAUCACCUGCUCGGCUUCGGUCGACCAGACGUCCCUGAAGGGCAGCCGGCCAUACAACCAGCGGGCAGCCGCCUCUUUCUUCGCGUGUUUAGUGAUGAUCGCCUACGGAGCGAGCGCUUUCUUCAGCUUCCAGGCCUGGCGAGGAGUGGGCAGCAACGCAGCCACCAGUCAGAUGGCUGGCGGCUACGCCUAGACGGCCGUGUCGCGGCACACCCUGGGGCUGAAGGCUGCAGCUGGGUCACAGCACAGGGUGGCCCUGCAAGCCCGAGGCCUGAGCCCUGUGUGGACUCAGCCCGGAAGGGACUACACGCGCUCCUCUCUGUUCAUCAGACUUGGGCUCGCCCAACACUCCUAAGGAAUCGGGAUCCUUCCUCUGGUUUGGCCCAAGUUGGCAGGCGCGUGGGCUGGAGAGAGGCCAACAGCCGAGACACCUCCUCCCCAUCCCCCUUAUUCAGCAGAAGGUGACGGGGGACACGGGGCUCCCACUGUCUCUGCUUUGUCUUUCAAGGACUUGAGUGUCCCAGGCUGGGGCCCAGCCUUCUCACCAGCACUAAAUGCACUAACAGGCACUCCAGCCCUGCCGCCCCUCACCCGCGUAGAAUAAGCCUAA
Molecule: messenger RNA, 1003 nt
Organism: Ceratotherium simum simum (southern white rhinoceros)
Lineage: Eukaryota; Metazoa; Chordata; Mammalia; Perissodactyla; Rhinocerotidae
Gene: PLLP
Product: plasmolipin
Biological process (GO): myelination
Cellular component (GO): membrane
Molecular function (GO): structural constituent of myelin sheath
Source: RefSeq, a predicted model, not a curated record